Desarmillaria tabescens is the source of this 1716-nucleotide messenger RNA. RefSeq lists its product as uncharacterized. Bases 1 to 1716 code for a protein of 571 amino acids. NCBI's taxonomy places the organism in Eukaryota, Fungi, Basidiomycota, Agaricomycetes, Agaricales, Physalacriaceae. The transcript has 3 exons. The record is from RefSeq and is a predicted model, not a curated record.
AUGGCAGAUAUUGGCACUACAGAACCCCAGCUAGAGGACAUAACCGACCCUUUGGAUGAGGAUGGAGAGUGGGAUGAGGACGAGAACUACGACGAUGAGGACCUCGAUGGGGAGACAGAGGAAAUGGCUCAACGUCUGCGAGAGCAACUCAUGGCUGAUAUUAACAGAGUCAAUGCAGCUGCUGCAGCUGCCGCAGGUCCCCCUCCUGACUUGCCUUUACCUACGCCUCUACCUGCUAUUUCUCUAUCUCGGAAGGAAGAGGCCAUUCUCGGUACCAUGAGGUCAAUUCUUGCAUUUCUCGACAAAGAUACACUUGCACGCUCUACCCUGGAAUCCACCGUGUUGUCAGGAGUACCGGGGGACAAUGUCUUUCAUGUACUACAGGCAACAGUCAUGACCGGACGCGUUCCGAAGGAAAUCGCGAUGCCUCUUCAUCAUUCUUUGAUGUCUCUUGCGCGGUCGGAGGCUUUGUUCGGAAAACUGCGCCAUUCAGACGCUUCUUCUAUUCAGCUUGACAUAGGCAAGCGGAAGCGAGCGGAAGAGGACGAAGGAUUGCAGGCUGAUGCUAGGCCCCCGAAACGACCAUUCGUCCAGUAUGACCUGAACGCUCAUGUAAUCGAGGCUGUUGGUGUUGUCACUUCCGUCCAACUCCAACUCCAUCACAUAUUUCUCUUUUCAGUGACAUCAGCUCCACGCGGAGGAAGUGGAAUGAAUGCUCUCCAGGAGAUCGGCGGUCUGAUCCAGGUGCUUGGAGUGCUCAGCGGUAUCCAGAUUGGUCAAAAUUCACCUACUCAAUCAACCACGUUCGAACUCUCAAUUUCAUGGCAUCGUCUUCGCUCGCACCAGCGUAUCCAUGGCGUCGAGCGUCCUUUUAGAUGCGAACACUGUCCCGCUUCAUUUGCUCGUAACCACGAUCUAAAACGGCACGCUAAAUUGCACGACAAAAAAGCCUGGAAAUGCUCCGGUUGCGAUAAAAUCUUCUCGCGUAGGGAUGCAAUUAAGCGACAUCAAAAUGUCAGCCGAAACCAUGGUACCAAAGGCGAAGCGUGUAUUGGGGCCAUGGUGAUUGAGGUGGAAAACGACGAUGAUGAAGAUAGCGCCCGGGAGGAGAAACGAGCCAAAUUGUGGAAUGGGAUAACCACAAGUCACUCUUCCGGAGCUGCUGGAGAAACGGAAGAAGGAGAGAUUGAACCCUCCGUGUUAUCAGCGCUGCAAACGACGGUGCUAACACUGCAUCCGCUCUUGCAGACCCACGUCUCUAAUGCUCUUGGAGCCAAUGCACUACAGACGGCGGCGCAGCCUGUCGAUGCCGCAGGUAGCCAGGCAACGCUCGCGAGUGUCAUUGCUCGAGCACAGCAACAAAAUGGCGACUCAGUUACACCUUCUCAAAGUGCAAAUCAAUCACCUCCCCAACCACCCACCAUGCCCUCUUCUACGGCGGCACCCGCUUCUCUGCCAGCCGUCAAUAGAGAUGGUGAAAAUGCAUCCGCUAAUCACGCUCAGCCACAGUCGCUCUCUAUGUUCGGUCUAUCAGAUGCGCAAACUCAAAUGCUGGAACAAGCAAUCGCUGGAGCAGCUCAAGCAGCUCAAGCUCAAGCAGAGGCAGAGGCGGCGCUAGAGGAAGAAGAUGACGAUGAAGACUUAGACGAUGACGGAGAAUACGAUGAGGAUAAUGGCGAGGACCUAGAACUCGUUUCCAUUCCCCCAGCUCCUUGA